Messenger RNA from Cooperia oncophora, 579 nucleotides. The record is from the annotation of a GenBank genome assembly. Lineage: Eukaryota; Metazoa; Nematoda; Chromadorea; Rhabditida; Trichostrongylidae.
AUGAAGCUCAGGGAUCCGACUCAACCUGGUCAUCUCGAAGGUGCGUAUCUUGCUGAGAAUAUCUUACCUACCCCCGACGUCGAUUUCAUGAUUUGCCUUUCGAUCUACAAAAAUUCGAAAGGAUUUCAAGACCUCUUCUUAUACGAAGCUUGCAUCAGAGAUUUAUUGGGAAGUGCUGUCGAUUUCGGCAGGAUAAAGAUUCUACCCAAGGGAACUGCAUGGGCCCGCGACAACUGGAUCACAAAUAGCAAAUGGAAUGAUGAACGUGAUUUCAUGAUACAUAACUGGAAAACGACACAACUGAAAACCUUCAUCUGGAGACCAGUACCUUACGGCAUUUCUUUAAUUGCAUCGUCAACCAGCGAAUGGUACAAUCCUCUUGCUGGGCCUAUUGUGCUGCGGCUUUGCACAAGGAGGAAUACAACGUGGCACUAUUACGAGGACCUGCUGGCAACUCGCAAAGAAAUCGACAAUCGAUUGAAGGAGUACUCACAAAAUGUCGACGAAGAGCGAGCUCGUGCGACAGCUCGUGUCCAAGAAGUCAGGAGGCGAUGGUUCGCUCAAAGAAUUGAGUCCUAG